AGGGAGGGAGGGAAGAUGCAGGCAGUGAGCUGGGGAGGUGCCGGGCACCAUGGCUGUCUCCUCCGCCCUCCUAACGAAUGCCCCCGGCUCGCUGCCUGGGUCCGAGCCAAGCCGCUCGGGGCCGCACAUCAGCACGAGCUGGCAGGCAGCUUGUCUGCGCGCAGGCGGGGCUUUCCCGGACCCUGCGGCGCCCGAGCGACCCAGCCGCUGCAGCUGCCCUCCCGCGGGGACAAGCCGGAGCGAGGGCGGGCGAGGAGCGGAGCGUGACUCGGGUCUGCGGUGGGAACCAGUGCGAUAGCCUCGCCCCCGCUACCCACCCGGCAGCUCCCAGUGCGGCCGCAGACGGGUCCCGUGUCCCCGGAGGUUGCAGCCCCCCAGGCGGGAGGAGCCGCUCCGUACAGCGCUGGGGCGAGCGGGGACAGAGGGGGAAAGAGCAAAGCAGCCUCUGCCUGGGGUUGAGUCUGGUCCCGGCCUUGCUGGGUCCCACAAAACGGGCUCACGGAGGCAGCUCCCCUCGGGCCAUGUUUGACAGCUUCCAGCCCUGGCUUAUUGGUUGACGGGCACUUGGUUUGUAGGGUGCUCUUUGUUCUCCGAGAUAUUGAUUUAUUAGACCUCUGAUCACCUCCCGGAGAAGCCCGGUGUUGAAGACAGGUAAAAUCAUGUCUAACCAACUCUGGAAAGGGUGGGUCAUCUACAUGGUCAUAACGGCAAAUCUUUCUGAAGAAAAAACCAUGAUGCAGAUGUGUCCUUCAUGUGAUGCCACUCAUUUCUGUGACUGUUCUUCAAUGAAUUUGAGCACCAUUCCUUCAGGGCUAACAACUGAUAUCACGGGGCUAAAUCUGUCCUACAACAGCAUAAAAUAUGUCAGAGAAACUGAUCUGCUGGUGGGGGUGAAUCUGAGAGUGCUGCUGCUGCAAUUCAACCAAAUUUGGACAAUAGAUAAGGAAUCAUUUAUAUUCCUUGGAAAAUUGGAACAUUUGGAUUUAUCAAAUAAUAAGUUGACUCACUUGUCACCCAUUUGGUUUAGACAUCUUUUUUCCCUACAGCACCUAAACAUACAGGGUAAUUUAUAUACAACACUGGGGGAGAAUCCCUUGUUUUCUAAUCUCAAAAAUUUGAGAUAUCUGCACCUGGGGAAUAACAAUUCCUUCUCUGCUAUACGGAAGCAAGACUUUGAUGGAAUUACAGUUCUUGAGCAACUUGAGAUUGAUGGUCAAAGGCUCAGGCAAUAUGAAUCAGGGAGUUUGAUAACAGUUAACAUAAAUCAUAUCAUCAUAAACAUAAAUGACGUUCAAGUGUUAUCAGUGAUGGUAGAAGAUUUUAUACAUUCUGUAAUAUGUUUAGAACUGAGACAUAUAGCCUUCAAUACAGCUAAUGAAUCUUCAUUAUUGGAGCCAAUGAGUCAUUCUGUCAUGGAGAAAUUUGUGUUAAAAAAUGUUUUGUUUACAGAUGCAAGCAUUGACAAAAUGUUAAACAUCUUGGUGCAUGCUGAGCAAUUGUUGGAGCUGGAGCUGGACAAUUCUAUACUGCAGGGAACGGGACACUGGCAUGAACCAAUUAAAAUAAAGAGAAGAAGCCCCAUGGAAGUCGUGACAAUACAGAGAUUAACUAUAGAAAAAUUUUAUUUGUUUUCAGAUCUUAGCAGUUUAAAAAAUCUUGUAGGUAACAUCACUAAAAUCACAGUUGUAAAUACUAAGGUCUUCUUGGUGCCUUGCAACAUUUCAAAACAUUUUUCCUCACUCCUUUAUCUUGAUCUCAGUGAAAAUUUGCUUGCAGAUCCAAAUUUGGAACAUUCAUCCUGUGAUGGUGCAUGGCCCUUGCUGCAAACUUUCAAUUUAAGUCAAAAUACAUUGGGUGAUUUACAAAUGACGGCACGAAGUCUCUCUCAUCUAAAACACCUUACUCACCUAGAUAUUAGCCGAAACAAUUUUGGUGAGAUUCCAGAAUCGUGUCAGUGGCCAGAAAACUUGAAAUAUUUAAAUAUCUCAGGCACUCAAAUACCCAAAUUAACAACGUGCAUUCCUCAAACUCUUGAAGUUUUGGAUGUUAGUAGUAAUAACCUCAAUGAUUUUAGAUUAAAGCUACCACGGCUCAAAGAGCUCUAUGUUUCAAAAAACAAAUUAAAGACCUUGCCAGAUGCUCCAUUUAUUCCUAACUUAGUAGCCCUGAGAAUCAGCAGAAACAAAUUAACCAGUUUCUCGAAAGAAGAGUUUGGAUCAUUUAGGAAAAUGGAGACACUGGAUGCAGGUGACAAUAAUUUCAUCUGCUCUUGUGAAUUUCUCUCCUUCAUUCAAUAUCAGGAGGGAAUAGCUAAUGUCUUGGCUAACUGGCCAGAGAAUUAUAUCUGUGACUCUCCGUCCUCUGUGAGAGGGCAGCAGGUAAAAUCUGCUCGGCUUUCGCUGUUUGAAUGUCACAGAACUUUGGCCGUGUCCUUAAUUUGCAUUCUGGUGGUUUUGGUAAUCCUGCUUAUUGUGAUCCUGGGCUACAAACUUCAUGUGAUCUGGUACAUGAAAAUGACCUGGGCUUGGCUUCAGGCAAAAAGGAAACCCAAGAAAUCACACAAUCAUGACUUCUGCUAUGAUGCUUUUGUUUCCUACAGUGAAAGAGACUCCGAAUGGGUUGAAAACUUAAUGGUACAGGAACUUGAGAACGCUAUCCCCCCAUUUAAACUGUGCCUUCAUAAACGGGACUUUGUGCCUGGGAAGUGGAUCAUUGACAACAUCAUUGACUCCAUUGAAAAAAGUCAUAAAACUCUGUUUGUGCUGUCAGAGCACUUUGUGCAGAGUGAGUGGUGCAAGUAUGAGCUGGAGUUCUCGCACUUCCGUCUCUUUGAUGAGCAUAAUGAUGCAGCAAUUUUGAUCCUUUUGGAGCCUAUUCAGGAGGAAACAAUUCCCAAAAGAUUCUGUAAACUGAGGAAAAUAAUGAACACAAAGACCUACCUUGAAUGGCCUCUUGACGAAGGUCAGCAACAGAUAUUUUGGUUUAAUUUGAAAAUAGCAUUAAAAUACUAGAAAAGGUCUGUCAAGACUGAGCCAGUAAUGAGUCCACUAUAAGGGCCUGAUCCCAUUACAUUUGCAGGAUUAGGCUCCUAAAUUUCCCAGAAAGCUGAAAACACUGAAGUUUCUACAUGGUGUUAUGAAAAUAGUUUUUAAUCUUUUUAUGUUUUGUUUUUGCCACGUAUUGUCUCCACAUUUCAAUUGACAGUAAUGAAAUUUGUGUUAAGGAAAUAUACGAAUUGAGGACAGAAAAUUGUUUAGAGACUUGUCCAUGUCGUCUCUGCAUACGUGUCUAUAAAAAGGCUGUAGUGCGAGAAUAUGCAAUAUCUGGUGCAAUUCUGUAUUCGUUAUAUAAACCAUUUAAAACCAAAUGUAGUCAUCCUAUUUAUUUAUAUACUUAAGAUUAUAUUUUUUCUGGCACCCAUACCAUCUAAGGCCCAGCUCCUCAAAGGUAUUAAGGUACCUAACUCCUUUUGAAAUCAAUUGGAAUUGGGCACCUGAAUACCUUUGACAACCUGGGCCUAAGUGCCUGCCACAUUAUUAGACUGGCAAUGCAAGGUCAUUGAUGGACUCCAUUGAGUCUUCUACUCUUCACUCUUCCCUGGUUAUGGGGCCUUGCUUUGGAUAUAGAUUUUUUGGGGUUAUGGGGGGGUUGAAAAUGGUAGUCUGGUUACUUUUUGUAAAGUAAAAUAAUGUAAAGAAAAUAAAUCCAGAGUUAUAAAACAUGUAACCCAAGGAAACAUUUGGCUAUUGCUCAAAUUUGUUGUUAAUUCUUUCAAGGCCUGAUCUAGCUCCCAUUUAAAUCAAUUGGAAAACUUCCCAUUUUACUUCCAUUGGAAUUGGUCUAGACCCA
Molecule: messenger RNA, 3849 nt
Organism: Trachemys scripta elegans
Lineage: Eukaryota; Metazoa; Chordata; Testudines; Emydidae
Product: toll-like receptor 2 type-2
Exons: 2
Coding region: 660-3011 (783 amino acids)
Biological process (GO): toll-like receptor signaling pathway; immune response; inflammatory response
Cellular component (GO): membrane
Molecular function (GO): triacyl lipopeptide binding; protein binding; transmembrane signaling receptor activity
Source: RefSeq, a predicted model, not a curated record